Mya arenaria is the source of this 1809-nucleotide messenger RNA. RefSeq lists its product as uncharacterized. The transcript is spliced from 2 exons. The record is from RefSeq and is a predicted model, not a curated record. NCBI's taxonomy places the organism in Eukaryota, Metazoa, Mollusca, Bivalvia, Myida, Myidae. Bases 427 to 1608 code for a protein of 393 amino acids.
CGUACUUUUUCAUAAUGGCGGGUAUUUAGGCACUAGGCAGUACGAGGGUACUAAACGAUCGCUUGAGUGUAUUGACCUUGAUGGCGGUGAGGACUUCAAUCGUAAGCGGUCAAAAUGUCACCGAUCUUUAGAGUGUGAAUGGUCGUUUACUUUUUAAUGCAGGGAGAACCAAAUAUCUCCAGAAUAAGGCAGAGUUUUCAAUAACAUGUCUAUUCAGUAUGUAGGUCGUCUCAUUGGAAACAGUGGUACGAGUUGAAUCAUGUGCUACUUAUUUCCUAAGCGCAAGGGUUAUUUAUCGAUUUAGUUACAACGUCAGUGAAUCAAGACCACGAUCUGUGCGACAGUCAGUGUUGAUUUGUACCGAUAGUGGACUUUAAAUGUUUGAGUACCUGAAGGCUUACAGGUAGCAGAAAGGAAUAUAGUAGAAUGCAGAGGGACUUGACACUCAGCGACAGUCACUUAAAAGAAAUGAAACAACGUUUGUGUUCCAUUUUCCACGAGAGCUGUAACAAAAUGGCAAACAUCGUUCAAAACAGAAAACUGAUCUUACAUUUCGACGUAAACAAAACCAUAGUGCCAGUGGAUUCCGCAACGGGGGAGACUGUCGAGGCCGCCCUAAACGUGUACCUGUCGGGGCUGGCUCAGGGGAAGGACCGGGAAGGCGAAUGGCACUCGAAGCACGUGCUCGCCGUGGCACCGGACGAACAGGAUGACGUCAGCUUUUACAAGUUCCAGGAAAAACGUUUGUUGCCCCAUAUUAACAGAGACAGGAAAACAUUUCGAUACAAUUUGAUGUCGUUUACUGAUAAGCCACAAGGCUCAAGGUAUAAGCCCCAUCUUAAGGAAUUGUUGAACGUUUUGAAGUGGGACUUUCCUUAUGAGGAGACUGUUCAUAAAGAUCUCACUGUUCCAGGAAACGAAGCUUGGCGUUUUCAUUUCAUUCUGCCAGCAUUUUACAAAUUGCUUAGAUAUCUUGUUGAUCAGCAUAAAGAUUUUACAGUGAUAUUUAGAACGUACGGAAGUGACGCUAAUAGUGUUUUGAAAAGUUUACGCCAUGCCAUCUCUAAUAAACUGCCAUUUUGUCACAACUUGGAAGAAAUGUCCGAGGACAUUUCCGAUACUGUGUACGUUUUACGCAGAAGUAAUUUUGAGCCUUCUGUGUUCAGUGUCCACACAUGUGCAGGAGACAGUGAAUCUGAAAGAGUUCGCGUGAAAACGGACGAGGAGAUGUAUAUGUGGAUGUCAAACAUGAACGGAAUAAAUGCCAUACGUGAUAACGUUCAGGACUGGUUGGACCACAGCUUUGACUCCAGGUUUGGCAAACCUCUGUGGGUAGAUAGCUCAGAUGAACGCAACCACCAUGUGUUUUUCGAUGAUAAUAUACGACCCGGAAACCUGGACAGCAUCGCCAAUAUCCGGCUACGCCACAGCGCAGGCGAGGACUUUCAGACUGUGGACAGGACAGAGGAACACAAACUGGUCAACGCAAAUAUAGUGCCCGUCACUUUUACUGAGGCCAUAUUAGAUGAAGACUAUUUCGUCAAAAAGCUGCGUUUGUGCGAAGAAAACUAUGCAAAACAACUCUACGGACACAAGUUGACGAAUUAAUGGAAUAUUUUAAAUUUUAGUUCACAUAUAUGUACCCUGUUCGGCCUUGUAAAAGUAUUAAUAUUACAUGAUAUUAUUGACAGCAUGUAUUCUAUGCACCUAUUCCUAUUAUGUCGAGAUUAGCUUUUUUACCAAUGUAUAGGAGCUUGUUAUUAUUUUUUUACAAGGUGCAAUUGCAAUUUUAUUUAUCAAAUAAAUGAA